AUGGCACCCCUAAAAGUCCUCAUCAUCGGCGGCGGCAUCGCCGGCCCAGCGGCAGCAUACUGGCUCCUCCGCAUCGGCGCUCACAUCACUCUCGUCGAACGAGCCCCUCAAGUGCGAGCUUCAGGCCAGCAAGUCGAUAUGCGCGGCCAAGGGGUUCCCCUCAUGAAGAAGAUGGGCAUCGAGGAGGCCGUGAAAGCUGCAUCCGUCCACGAGCCCGGCAUGCAGCUCAUCGACCGCCACGGCAACAUCAAAGCCUUCUUCCCAGUCGCGGAGAGCGGCUCGGGGCGACAAGGCUUCACAUCAGAAUACGAAAUCAUGCGAGGGGAUCUCGUCAAGAUCCUGUAUUCACUUACAGAGAACCACCCCAACGUGCGGCAUCUGUUCAACACCACCAUCAAGGGCUUCACCCAGGACGACGAGAGUGAUCCUCAUGGCAAAGUCCACGUCACUUUCCAAGACGACCACGUAGAAGACUUUGACCUCGUCAUUGGCGCAGACGGAACCGGCUCGCGGACGCGCAGGAUGAUGCUCGGCGAAGGCGCACCGGAUCCUCGGCGCCAAAUGGGGGGUUACAUCGGCUACUUCAGCGUCCCCACGAAUCCCGGGGACUCGGACCGGGCGACGUUCUGUCAUUUGCCAGGGGCGCGAAUCAUCGGCACGAGAAAGGACGUUCCCGAGCUGACGCGGGUGUACAUGAUAUUCCGUGGAAGGAAGCCUUCCCUUGACGCGGCGCUGGAAUCCGGAGAUCUGACGACCAUCAAGAAGGCUGUAGCCGAGAUAUAUCAGGGAGGCGGCUGGGAAUGUGAUCGGUUCAUGCAUGCGCUCCUACACGCUCCAGAGGCCGACGACCUAUACAUUACGCCCAUCCAAGAGGUGCAUCUCCCGCCAGGGUCCUGGUCCAAGGGCCGAGUCGUUCUCCUCGGCGACGCGGCGCACUGCCAUACAGCAGGCGGCUACGGAUGCGCGUGGGGCUUGGUAGGAGCCUACAUGUUAGCAGGAGAGAUUGCAACGCUGCUGAAGAAGGACGGUUCAUCGCCGUCAGCGGACGUCAUCCAGGGGUGCAAGAAUUAUGAGGAAAAGUUCCGGCCUGUUGCCACGUCCAUGCACGGAGGCUACGAGUGGUUUGAGGAUUUACUGACGCCCAAGACGGACCUCGGGAUCUGGAUUCUCCAUCUGUUUGCGAGAUUGGCGGCGUGGCUCCGUGUUGGUGAAAUGAGCGGGCUGGAUGGAUUGACGUCGAAGUGGCAGCUGCCGGAAUACCCAGCACUGGAGAAGGAUUGA
This is a messenger RNA of Trichoderma citrinoviride, 1281 nucleotides long. RefSeq names its product FAD/NAD(P)-binding domain-containing protein. NCBI's taxonomy places the organism in Eukaryota, Fungi, Ascomycota, Sordariomycetes, Hypocreales, Hypocreaceae. The coding region runs from base 1 to 1281 and encodes 426 amino acids. The record is from RefSeq and is a predicted model, not a curated record. Gene Ontology annotation, molecular function: FAD binding. The transcript has a single exon.